AUGGACGACCAUACGACUAGGAUCGACUGCUCCUUCACAGCGUCAACUAACAAUGUCAUCAAUAGGAUAACAGAUGAAGAAGCUGCACGAAUGGGGAGCCGAAUGGCGGUGGGAACUAAGGGGAAUGGUAGGAUACACCUGAGGAAGGCAGCUGGAAAUGUAUGGAACGACCCUACGCUGGAUGAUUGGCCAGAGAAUGACUUUCGCAUUUUUUGCGGUGAUUUAGGCAAUGACGUGACGGACGAUGUGCUGGCCAAUGCGUUUAAAAAGUAUCCAACUUUCCAACGUGCUCGUGUUAUCAGGGACCGCAACUCAGGCAAAAGCAAGGGAUACGGCUUCGUUUCUAUGAUGAGUGCUGAAGACAUGUUAGCAGCGUUAAACGAGAUGAACAACAAGUUUGUAGGUAAUCGCCCAAUUCGUGUGAUGCGUAGCAAGUGGAGAGAUAGAGACAUCGACUCAACGAAGAAUAGACAGGCAGCAGCUGUGUACCAGAUGUCCGCUGAAAAUUCAAAGACGUUACGCAAGUUUAAAAAAUUAGGUAAAGCAGUGACCGGUGGCAAGAAGGCUAAUUUGGUUUACGAACCCAAGACGUUCAAAAGGAACAAGAUCUACCUUAGCACUGGCGUCGCUAACCGAUUCGACAACAGAUCACGCGUAUCCCACGACCACCUGCUCGACAACAUAUAG
Babesia ovata is the source of this 687-nucleotide messenger RNA. Its product is annotated as RNA recognition motif-containing protein. The transcript has a single exon. The record is from RefSeq and is a predicted model, not a curated record. Gene Ontology annotation, molecular function: mRNA binding. Bases 1 to 687 code for a protein of 228 amino acids. NCBI's taxonomy places the organism in Eukaryota, Apicomplexa, Aconoidasida, Piroplasmida, Babesiidae.